AUGAAAGUAAUGGAAAUGUCAAAGCAGGAAAGUAGAACGAAAAAGAAGCAACGCCACGAUGUACACCAAAAGCAAGAACAUACGAUGACUCAUACCGAUGAGAAGCCGUACAGUUGUCCGACAUGCAAAAAGAACUUUACUCAGUUCAGUAAUAUGAAAAAACAUAUGAUGACUCAUACCGGUGAGAAAGCGUACAGUUGUUCAAUAUGCAAAAAGAAUUUCACUCAGUUCAGUAAUAUGAAAAAACAUAUGAUGACUCAUACCGGUGAGAAGCCGUACAGUUGUUCAAUAUGCAAAAAGAAUUUCACUCAGUUCGGGGAUAUGAAAAAACAUGUGAUGACUCAUACCGGUGAGAAGCCGUACAGUUGUUCAAUAUGCAAGAAGAAUUUCACUCAAUUCGGGGAUAUGAAAAAACAUAUGAUGACUCAUACCGGUGAAAAGCCGUACAGUUGUCCAGUAUGCAAAAAGAGCUUCAUUGAGUCCGGCAAUAGAAAAAGGCAUAUGAUGACACAUGCCGGUAGAAAACCGUACAGUUGUUCAGUAUGCAAAAAGAAUUUCACUCAGUUCAGUAAUAUGAAAAAACAUAUGAUGACUCAUACCGGUGAGAAGCCGUACAGUUGUUCAAUAUGCAAAAAGAAUUUCACUCAGUUCGGGGAUAUGAAAAAACAUAUGAUGACUCAUACCGGUGAGAAACCAUACAAUUGUCCGAUAUGCAAAAGGAAUUUCACUAACUCGGCUAAUAUUAAGCAACACAUGCUGACUCAUGCCGGUCAAAAGCCGUACAGUUGUCCAACAUGCAAAAAAAAUUUUACUCAGUUCAGUAAUAUGAAAAAACAUGUGAUGAUUCAUACCGGUGAGAAGCCGUACAGUUGUUCAAUAUGCAAAAAGAAUUUUACUCAAUUGGGAAAUAUGAAAAUACAUAUGAUGAUUCAUACCGGUGAGAAGCCGUACAGUUGUUCAAUAUGCAAGAAAAGUUUCACUCAGUUCGGGGAUAUGAAAAAACAUAUGCUGAUUCAUACCGGUGAAAAGCCGUACAAUUGUCCAAUAUGCAGAAAAAGUUUCACACAAAAAUACCAUUUGCAGUCUCACAUGCUAACUCAUGAUAUAAACAGACCAGUCUACCACUGUACUGCAGCGCAAACGGAUCAAACAGAACCAUUGGAUUUAUCAAUAUCAAAAGAAAAAAGAGAUGCAUUACAAGGCUUAUCAAUGGAAAGAAAGGAUGAAGAGGAAAUUGAACUGCAAUUGCUUCAAACAAAACCAUUGGAUUUAACCGCUUCAAAAGUCAGUGAUGAACGAAUUCCAAUCGAAACAGUCAUGAAAGUAAUGGAACUAUCAAAGGAAGAAAGAAGGGCGGGAAGGAAACAGCAUUGCAAUAUAUGUCAAAAGGAAGUAACACAUAUGAAAGGACAUUUGAUAACUCAUACCGGUGAGAAGCCGUGCAGUUGUCCGAUAUGCAAAAAGAAUUUCACUGACUCCAGUAAUAUGAAUAAACAUAUGAUGAUUCAUACCGGUGAAAAGCUGUACAGUUGCCCGACAUGCAAAAAGAAUUUCACUGACUCCUACAAUAUAAAUAGACAUAUGAUGACUCAUACCCGUGAGAAGCCGUACAGUUGUUCAUUAUGUAAGAAGAAUUUUACUCAGUUCAGUUAUAUGAAAAAGCAUAUGAUGUUUCAUGCCAAUGAGAAGCCGUACAGUUGUUCAAUAUGCAAAAAGAAUUUCACUCAGUUCGUGGAUAUGAAAAGACAUAUGAUGAUUCAUACCGGUGAAAAGCCGUACAGUUGUCCGAUAUGCAGGAAAAGUUUCACUGAACCCGGUAAUAUGAAAAAACAUAUGAUGAUUCAUACCGGUGAAAAGCCGUACAGUUGUCCAACAUGCAGGAAAAGUUUCACACAUAAACACCAUUUGCAGUCUCACAUGGGAACUCAUGAUGUGAAUAGACCUGUCUAUCACUGUACUGUAUGCAGUAAAGAUUUUCAGACAAAAAAUGGCUUGAAAUUUCACAUGCAGAAUCAUUAA
Messenger RNA from Brugia malayi, 2019 nucleotides. RefSeq lists its product as uncharacterized. The transcript is spliced from 2 exons. The record is from RefSeq and is a predicted model, not a curated record. Gene Ontology annotation, biological process: regulation of transcription by RNA polymerase II. NCBI's taxonomy places the organism in Eukaryota, Metazoa, Nematoda, Chromadorea, Rhabditida, Onchocercidae. Gene Ontology annotation, molecular function: RNA polymerase II cis-regulatory region sequence-specific DNA binding; DNA-binding transcription factor activity. Bases 1 to 2019 code for a protein of 672 amino acids.